AUGAACAACGGUUGCUGCUCAAAAUGUCAGGCUAAAUCAAAGAAGAUGAAGAAAUCGAAGAAACUCAAAGAGGAGUCUGAUGAAGAGGAUGUGGAACAAAAACAGAAACUUCCAGAGAACGAGAAUCCGGAAACAGAUUCAAAUGAGGAAAAAGAAUCUCAUGGAACUUCAGACCAGAAGGAUAAGAAGGAGAAGAACAUCGUUACAUGGCGACACACAAGUACAAAGAAAGAGAAGGGUCAUGGUAAAAACUUGUCAAGCCCGAAUAAUAAUGGCGUUAAACCGCCUUGUUACACCGCUAGGUCGAUGAUGUACCAUGGUGGGCCUAAUCCUUCAAACCGGUGGCGCAUAUCCGUACCCCCGAGAGGCUGUUAUCGACCGUAUGGUGGUGGUCCAUUUCAGCCAUUCCAAUCCGGUGGUGGUGGUGGUGGUCCAUUUCAGCCGUACCAAUCUAUGGCUCCAGCCACAAUGUAUAACGGUGCUCACAUUUCACCAUAUCCGCCUAUGGCUGCACCUGUUUUCCCUCCCAAUUGGCAAACCAGACCGUUCAUGGAUACUAAUCCUAUGACGCGUUACACUAGCUACUUAGACAAUUACUCAUUUUUCUGUAAUUAG
This is a messenger RNA of Eutrema salsugineum, 615 nucleotides long. RefSeq lists its product as uncharacterized. Lineage: Eukaryota; Viridiplantae; Streptophyta; Magnoliopsida; Brassicales; Brassicaceae. Bases 1 to 615 code for a protein of 204 amino acids. The transcript has 2 exons. The record is from RefSeq and is a predicted model, not a curated record.